Molecule: messenger RNA, 2421 nt
Organism: Neoarthrinium moseri
Lineage: Eukaryota; Fungi; Ascomycota; Sordariomycetes; Amphisphaeriales; Apiosporaceae
Exons: 8
Coding region: 1-2421 (806 amino acids)
Biological process (GO): copper ion homeostasis; monoatomic cation transport
Cellular component (GO): membrane
Molecular function (GO): P-type divalent copper transporter activity; ATP hydrolysis activity; ATP binding
Source: RefSeq, a predicted model, not a curated record
AUGGCAUGUUGUUACAUUGCAGCAUUUUGUAUCAACCAUUUGAUUAAAGCAUGUCAAUUCUUGGAUAUCGGCGAUAAUAUUAAGUAUAACGAAGACAAGGCGACACUUGGGCCAGACGCGCCCGAUCCAGGCCUCGAAAUAAAACUACAGGCCGGCGCGGCAUCUGGGUCAUCGCUUACCCUGUCACUGGGAGGUCUCACCUGCUCAUCCUGCACCAGCGCGGUUGAAGAAGCACUACUGGCACUACCCAGUGUUGCCAAAGUUAGAGUAUCAUUGACUCUUCAGCAGGCAACUGUGAUAGGCAACAGCAACAAGGAUCUAAAUGAAGAUCUUAUACUUCAAAGUAUCCGCAGUAUCGGCUAUGAUGCUCAACCCGGCCCUCGAUCUCCACGAGAGAUAGUUGAGCUUCUUCAAUAUCGAGACAAAACGGAUCAUCUUGGGUCUACAUUGUCUCACAUUGGCCGCUGUGCUACGCUGCUCCAGGCAUUAACCUUUUGCCUCUAUCUUCUGCCUGGACGAUCAACCCUUGUUCAAUGCUUGAGGUGGUGUCUACACACCGCAUCCAUUAUCGUCAUACUAUACGUACAAUUUAUUCCGGUAUACUGGAUUCACCAGGAUGGUUGGAAAUGGUUACGAGGUGGCCGUAUGAAUAUGAACACUUUGACUUCGCUGUCAAUGGGCCUCGGAUCACUUCUCCCAUGCAUGGAUUGGCUUGCGAGGAAGUAUGUGGACAUCCUGUCUCGACGUGCGGCAUCGAAAGACCUGGCUCAGAUUUACAAGCCCAUCCUGGAGACUGACUUUGCAUUGCUGCAUCCAACGAUGGAGAGGGUACCAACCUCAUAUCUUAGGCCGGCUGAUAAGAUUUUGGUCGAACCACACUCGGUCAUUCCCUGCGACUCCUACGUGCUUGAAGGUUCCUCUCUUAUUGGACAGUCGAUUGUUACUGGAGAAUCUCUUCCUGUGAAGAAACAUGUAGGCGAUUAUCUACUUGGGGGAACUAGGAACUUGACCAGUCCCCUGGUAUGCGUUGUUCAGAGAGAGAAAGGAUCUUCAUUCUACACCAAGCUGGUGCAAAGUGCCGCAGAAUCCAGCUCCGAGUCUACUGAGAACCAUAGGCUACUCAACACCAUCACGAGGCAUUUCGUUGCAGUCGUAAUAGGCCUAUCCUUCACAAUACCUUUGAUCAAACUGUAUCCCCUCAUUGGUAACGUGUCAAUGUACGACAUCUUUUAUCAAUGGGUGUCGCAAACGGUCACGAUUCUUACGAGCGCGUGCCCUUGUGCCGUAAACCUCGCAAUACCUUCAGCCGUGGUUGCUGCCGUUGUCACCGCUUGUCGGCAAGGAAUUAUCGUUACCGGAGGUAUAAACACUAUUGAAAAGCUCGAGAUGUCUCAGAAGGUUGUAUUUGAUAAAACUGGUACACUGACACAAGCCAAGCUUCAUGUGGAAAACUUCCAUUAUUUGCCCGAAUGGGUGAAUCAAGGAAGCAUCCUUUGGGAGUAUGCCUGCACGGUAGAGAGUCAAGUAAUCAACCAGCAUCCUAUUGCCCGAGCCAUCUUUAGUUCUGGAUUGCGAAAGCUCGGACCAGCAUGGACAGAAAACCAGCAUCUUCGCAGAUAUCGCAACUUGGUAUGCGAUUCUGGCCAAGGUAUUAUGGGUGAGGUCCAGUUAGGGAAACAUCCCUGGAGGAAUAUUGUUAUGGGAAACUCUCGGUAUCUCAUGGACACCGGAGUUACUGACGUCCCGGAAAAGCUCGCCAUGGACAACACAGGCAUGAUUGUUGUUCAUAUGGGGAUUGACAUGGCAUACGCCGGCACAUUUCUUGUUUCUGACUCUAUCAGAGAUGAAGCGCACUAUGUGGUGCAGAGUCUUGUUGCAGCUGGUUACGAGUGUGGAAUGCUCACUGGAGACACCCAAGAAUCUGCCUCGCGCGUUUCCCAGAAGUUAGGCAUUCCCAUCAUCAAAGCACAAGCGCUGCCGGAUGAGAAACGAGAAUGUAUCCAAGCUUUACAGAGGUCUGGCGAUAUCGUGACCAUGGUUGGAGAUGGGCUCAAUGAUGCUCCAUCUCUUUCUGCGGCUGGAGUAGGUAUCGGCCUCCAGAAGGAUACGACCAUCAGUACUAUUGGUGGUGCCGUCAUUAUCGUGAACUCAAGCCUCCAGUCUGUCCUUGAGCUGUACAACAUAGCCAAGAUGACUAUGAGUCAAGUCCGAUUCAACCUCUCCUGGAUUUUAGCCUACAAUAUUGUCUCAUUGAGUCUAUCUACUGGACUGUUCGCUCCCUUCAACAUGUCAUUGUCGCCGUCUGCUGCUGCGUUGAUGAUGUCAUUCUCAUCUGUAUUUAUGACGCUAGGAUGCUUUCGACUACGAAAACGGCUUGAAGGUGUCGUGAACUCGCGCAACAAAGGCACACCGGUAGACUAA